Nematolebias whitei (Rio pearlfish) is the source of this 2203-nucleotide messenger RNA. RefSeq names its product integrator complex subunit 10 (gene ints10). Gene Ontology annotation, biological process: snRNA processing. Gene Ontology annotation, cellular component: integrator complex. Bases 59 to 2203 code for a protein of 714 amino acids. NCBI's taxonomy places the organism in Eukaryota, Metazoa, Chordata, Actinopteri, Cyprinodontiformes, Rivulidae. The record is from RefSeq and is a predicted model, not a curated record. The transcript has 17 exons.
UUCUGGCCUAUUUUCACGUAUGGUAGUUUUCUCAUCUACCAAAUUUAAUUAAUGUGAAAUGUCAGCGCAAAAAGACUGCGAGUUUUUGGUCAAAAGAGCCCGAGAGUUGGUCUCUGAAGACACAUGUGCGGCCAAAGCCUGGCUCAUAACAGCUAGAACUCUUUACCCAUCAGAUUUCAGCAUACAGUAUGAAAUGUACAUCAUUGAACGCAAUGCAGAGAAGACAGCUUCUGCAGGGAGGCUGCUGUAUGACAUGUUUAUAAACUUUCCAGAUCAGCCCGUUGUUUGGCGUGAGAUAAGUGUGAUCACAAAUGCUCUGCGCAGUGACUCUCAGGAUAAACAUGCACAGUUUCUAAGAGGACUUUUUGAGACAUUGCCUGGUCGUGUGCAAUGUGAAAUGCUAUUGAAAGCCACAGAGCAGUGUUUUAACACUUUGGAGAAAGCAGAGAUGCUGUUGCUCCUUUUGAAGCGCUUUCCAGAGUCUGUGGUUCAACAUGGGGUUAAUUUAGGAGAGACGCUGUUGGAGGCAGAGGCAUCAGAGAAUGCGGAAACACCUGUCAACUGCUUCAGAAAACUUUUUGUGUGUGAUGUUCUUCCUUUGGUUAUAAACAACAUGGACAUGCGUCUGCCAACAAGCCUAAUGCAGAAAUAUAUCCUAAAAGCUGCUGAGUUCUACAUUGGUUAUGUUACUCGUGGACCAUCACCUGAUGUGCAGUUACAAGGAACUCAAGACAGCGGGACUUUAAAAUCACCUGGCAUUUCUCGUGGCUCACAGAGAUAUCUGAUAGAUGGCUUGUCAGAAAAAUCCUCAUUGGUAGCAGAACCUUGGGAAAGGCUUCUUGAUAUUGUUUCUGUGGUUGGUGCACGCUGCGAGUGGCAGGGAGACAAAGGGCAAAGGAGUUAUGUGGACAUGUUGCAGAGAGUGAAGGAGCUGUGCCGGUAUCUUCCCAGUCUGGAAGGAGAGACAAGGUCACGCUGCUGCAGUCAGGUGGUCAUUUGCGCAGCACUCGUGCUGUUCCGCAGCGCCUUCCUCUAUGUCUCAGCUGUACAACCUGCACUGUUCCAGGGAGUUGGUGCAGUGAUUUCAGGGCCGUGGAUCUUGGUGGAGGAUUUGAGUUCAGUGUUCAGUGAUGUGGAGAUAGAUCGAGGAACUCUAAAACACACGCAUAAGAAACGCAAACUGACUGAUGGAAGAGACAAAACGAUGAGCUCAGAUGAUGAUGAGGGUUUAGGGAAAGGCCGAGGCCGACACAUUUUUGUCAACAAGAUUGAGAUGCCCAGCUGGUCUGAGACUCUGGAGAGUUUCCGCACAGCAAGAGAAAGUUGGGACCUCCUUCACACCCAUGAUAAUCUGGAAGUUGAGUUUAAAAAAAUUUGUGCUGCAUGGAAGACAGACAACUGGCUGUGGUUCAGAAUAUUCCUCACGGACAUGAUUAUUUACCAGGGUCAGUAUCGUAAGGCCAUCUCCAGCCUGCAUCAGAUGGCUGCAGUACAACAGCCUCAGCCUGGCCAGCAGAGUCCCUCUGGUCAGGCCAGUCUGGAGCACCACAGGGCCCUCAUACAGCAGGCAUCCUGCCACUACGCACUGGGAGAGUACAGGAUGGCCUGCGAGAAGCUGCUUGAUGUUGCCAGUGGACUUGUUCCUCCAACACAAGAGCCUGUCAAGUCCACAGAAGAUCAGAGCAGAGUGAAAACCAAAACUAGGAAAGGUAAUGACCUACGAUUACUCCCCUGCACCAGCAAAGCUGUAUUACCUUUCUGUCUCCAGCUGAUGCUUGCUUCCUUCAAGCUCCGAGCCUUCACAGACAGUCGGGACGACCUGUCUCUCGGCCAUGUGGUGGUGCUCCUGCAGUAUGACUGGCCACAGGGCGAGAUGCUGUUUUUGAAGGCGGUGGAUAAAAUCUGUCAGCAAGGCAGUUUCCAAUAUGAGAACUUCUUCAACUAUGUCACCAAUAUUGACAUGCUGGAGGAGUUUGCUUACCUGCGUACUCCAGAAGGGGGCAGAAUUCAGCUGGAGCUGCUGCCCAAUCAGGGAAUGCUGAUAAAACACCACACAGUGACUCGAGGGAUCACCAAAGGAGUGAAGGAAGAUUUCCGUCUGGCCAUGGAGAGACAGGUGUCUCGCUGUGGGGAAAACUUGCUCAUUGUGCUCCACCGUUUCUGCAUUAACGAGAAAAUCAUCAUCAUCCAGUCCCUUCCUUGA